UAACUUCGUGGCGACAACGUCUACCUAUGAAUUUAAUCAUAAUACUUUUCUCAUUAAACCAACCUUAUUGACUUCAAUUGUUCAUGCUGGCAGAAAAAUAUGACUCCAUUAAAAUGUGUUCAUUUAAAUUCAGUUACAAGAUUCAUUCUAAUAACAAUAUUGGUUUCCAUAUUCAGUCAAUCAUUUGAUUGUAAACCAACAAAUUCUGUGACAAUUCUGACCUCGGAACAAGGGAACAUCAGUCAGCCAAUUGACAAUGGCACCAGACCUCAAAUUCAUUAUAAUUACACAACUGAAUGUACUUCGGGUACGUGUAUUACGACCCCAGUAAUAGCUAAUGAUAAACCUUCAAUAAACAACGAUACCAACAGUCAAGAUCGUGAGCGCGCAGUUCAUCCACCUGACGAAGCAUUGUAUACAAAGAAUGGCAAUCCGAUCGCUUCUAAUUCAUCAAUAGUUGAGAGUAUAAAAGCCGAAGUGAGAGGUUCACUUUCAUCACCAACAACCAAUAGCACGCUUAUACAUCCUGAUACAUCCAAUCCAUCAGAUCAGAAAAAUCAAACCGUCUCUGCAUCAUCAUUGGGUAUCAGUGAAAGCGAAACAGUCAAUGAAAAUAACAAUUUUACACUAAGUUACUUUGUAGUAUUAGGACCUGAUUAAAUUCUGACAUAAUCUAACAGCCCUGAUAUAUCCAGUCCAUCAGAUUAGCAAAAUCAAACCAUCUCUGUAUCAUAAUUGAGUAACAGUAAAAACGAAACAUUCAAUGAAAAUAACAAUUUUACAAUAAAUCCAACCCAACAACAUCUGCAUCUACAACAAUGGAACCUCUAAUAACUCCAGAACCGAACCGAAAUUUGACACAGUUACACCCAAAUGAAGUAGAGACGAGACAAGAAAACUCAACAAUUCAGCCUGAAAUUAGCACCACAACAAAUUUUGAAGAAGAUCCGUCAAAUGAUCCAAACCCUGAUUUAUAAGAUCAGAAAGUCAAACCACCGAUGCUGUAUCUUCGUCAUCAUUGAGGACCAACUAAACUGAACUAAACCAUACAAAAUCUUGUAAGCAUUAUUUUCAAAAGUUAUAGUUACCAAAGAAAGUAAACAAUUUGCCAAUUGUGAACAAUUCUGAUUGACUCUAACAAUUGUCUUAUUGUUUUGUUUUUGCAACUUUUAUUAAAAAUUAAACAAAUCAUUAAUAUUCUGAUAAAAUGUAACAAUGUAAAUCUUUCAACCCUUUGCUAUGGAGGCUUAACUUUUCAAACUGGGAUUCAAUUUGGUCUUUGUUCAAAUUGCCUUCAAUCAUUAUGAAUCCACUGUAAUAAUUCAUUUGUUUUCAUUUUGUUACUCAUAAGCCUAACAAAUUGUGAUUUAAAAUGAAAAACAAUUGAAAACAAGGUCAAGUAUGAUCUAAAUUGAUGAAGAUAGAAACAGAUUUAAUUGUAAAAGUAAGACCGUAAAUUUUUUCCCCAUUACUAUUGAUUAAACAAUCAAAAAUCGAAUCAUUAGUUGUUUUUAUAUUUGUUGAUAGGGUUGAAUGAGCAAACAGCUAUGUAAACUGUUUUGGUAGCAACUUGUACCCGGUUUUUGUGCAGUUUAUUCCAAUCAGUUAAAUCACUCCAUUCUCAUCGAUUAAAGAGAAAAGGUUUAAAUUAAUUUAUUUUGAAGAUUGUGAUCUAAAUGAACAAUCAAAUUAAAAAAAUGAAAGAAACAGUUUUAUUCCAAGUUGCUUCACGGUAUCCCCUGGUUUGAAAUUAAUAACAGUUAAAUUAGCAAGUAGGGUUAACACCUUUCUUGAGAGUUUAAAUGUUUAUUUGGAAUAUUGACAUUUUUAAAUCAUGACUCAAAUUUAUUUUAUUCAAGUGAAAAGAGUCAAUAACAAACAAACCACAGUUGAAGCAACAGCAAUCAAUCAAUAUUAGUCAACAAUGGUUUCCAAUAUUCAGUUCAUUACCAUUUUCAUGGUAAGCCUAUUUUUCCAGCCUUCACUACAAUAUUGUCCAACACUUUAUCCACCGCCUUAUGGAUACUUCAUUCGUCCCUGUGGUAAUUCAUUAGGAGAUAAUUGCAACAUUGAUUGUGAGAUAGGUUUCGAUAUUGUUGGACCAUCUUACAGAGUUUGUAGGCCCAAUGGAACCUGGUCUGGAACAGAUACAAUUUGUGUUCGUCCAUCAAUUGAAUGUCCAAUGUUGCGGAUAACCUCGUCUGGUUUAACAGUUCAAGGCUGUCAAAAUUUCGCCGGCGGUAUUUGUUCAUUCCAAUGUUCGUCUGGACUAAUCUUACAAGGGGAGAGUAAAAUCUACUGUAGAACUGACGGAACUUGGUCAGGUGGAAUACCGAUGUGUCAACGAAGUUCAUGUCCACCUCCACCACCAGCACCAAUGUAUGGAUCAUAUGCCAAUGGAAUCAACUCAUGUCCACAAGUGAUUGGUUCCCUUUGUACAUAUCAGUGUAAUCCAGGUUAUGCUCUCACUGGAUCAUCUCAAAUUCAGUGUACACCAGAUGGUCAAUGGUCAGGUUCAGCGCCUACAUGUACACCUAGUGUACCCUCUGCUCGUCUUGCCUCGUGUCCUCCUCUUUAUCCACCGGCUAAUGGGUCCAUUUCUGGCAGUUGUGGUCCAUCAGUCAGUGUUGAUGAUACUUGUCGAUUUGCUUGUCAAUCUAGUUUCCUUCUUAGUGGAUCAUCACUGUUAACUUGCCAAUCCAAUGGACAAUGGUCAUCACCUCCUCCUCGUUGUAUUGACUCAUUUUGUCCACCUGUAAAUCCUUCUUUAUCUACUUCAAAUAUUUAUGCCACUGGACAAUGUAAUCCUGGUUUACCUGGUCACAUGUGUAAUUUUGCUUGUCCAAGAGGAUCUCAGUUACUUGGAUCACCUCAAUUAUUGUGCCAAUCUGAUGGUACUUGGAAUACUGCUGUCCCUUCGUGUCGAAAGCCUAAUUGUUUUAAUCUUUCUGCUCCUCUUAAUGGGCAAUUAGCUGGCUCCUGUAGUCCUGGCGUUUUUGGUCAGUCUUGUGAUUUCUUUUGUAAUCCUGGUUAUUCACUAGUUGGUUCUGGUAAAUUAACGUGUGAAGCAAAUGGACAAUGGUCCUCAACGCCUCCAACUUGUGUAAUUAAUGGAUGCUCUGAUCUUCAGGUACCUCUUGGUGGUAUAUUUAGAUCAACAGCAACAUCGGGUAAUUGUCCUGGGUGUCCAAACACUUGUUCAGGUCAACCUGGAGCCAUUUGUACUCUUUUAUGUGGCCGUGGAUUCAGAUUGUCAUCAAAAAAUGGUGGAUCAACAACAAUGUGUAAUCCAGCAACAUUGAGAUGGGAACCAGAGCCAGCAACUUGCAUCCGUGAACGAUAUGUGCCAUCAUCGUCAUCCGCUUUAAUAUCAUUAACAUCAACAUCAUCAAAAACAUCUUUAACAAAAGCCUCUCCAUCAAAAGUAUCAUCUUAAUUAUUGCUUUUACAAUUUUCAUCUUUUUUACG
Tetranychus urticae (two-spotted spider mite) is the source of this 3468-nucleotide messenger RNA. RefSeq names its product P-selectin. The record is from RefSeq and is a predicted model, not a curated record. NCBI's taxonomy places the organism in Eukaryota, Metazoa, Arthropoda, Arachnida, Trombidiformes, Tetranychidae.